This is a messenger RNA of Alosa alosa (allis shad), 522 nucleotides long. The record is from the annotation of a RefSeq genome assembly. NCBI's taxonomy places the organism in Eukaryota, Metazoa, Chordata, Actinopteri, Clupeiformes, Clupeidae.
AUGGUAUACUUCGUGUGUCUUUGAUUAUUUGGGUUUGUUUUAGGGAUGGUGGGCGUUGCAUCUAAUCCUGCCCCGUAUUUCGCGGCAUUAGGGUUAGUGAUGUCCUCUGGGGCGGGUUGUGCUGUUUUAGCAAUGUUUGGGUUGCCGUUUUUGGCCUUGGCUCUUUUUUUAAUUUAUCUAGGGGGGAUGUUAGUAGUUUUUGGGUACUCGGCUGCUUUGGCGGCUGAUCCGCACCCUGAAAGCUGGGGGGACGCGUCUGUUUUUGAGCAUGCGAUGUUCUACUUCGUGGUAGUCGUUGCUGGGUUGCUCUAUUUUGGUUCAUCAUGAUAUGGUUUUAGUACUGGGGUGCUAAGUAGCUGUAAAGAGUUGCUGAUGAUUCGGGGAGAUGUUGGUGGUGUUUCCAUGCUUUAUGCUUCAGGGGGUGUUAUGAUGGUGUUAUGCGCUUGAGUUCUAUUGUUAACUUUAUUUGUAGUAUUAGAGUUGACUCGUGGCUUAAGCCGGGGGACUUUACGGGCUGUUUAG